GCUCCUGUUGCUGUGUUCCUGAGACUGAGAGUGGUAGUAGAAAACAACAGCUGGGCCGAUAGAUCAGACGGCUUUGGGGUAUUUCUUAAUUUUCAGACCAUUACAGAAGCCUCCUUUAAACGUGUGAGACUCUAUAUGGACAACCCGAUCACUAAAAAGAGCUCCAGCUGCUUUUUAUCAAAACUCAAAGUGAUUUGGGGAUCCGGUCCCGAGGAAAGCUGCUCCUGACAGGUGCGCAAAGUGCGCAGAGACGAUGGGCAGACGUGAGGCGGACAGCAGAGGCGCAAUGAACACUAGCGGACGCUCCGAGCUGGGCUGCCUGCAGGACGCGGCAUCCAGCAGCCAGCAUGGCGGCGAGCAGUCACCGAGAAUGGACAGCCGCCGUGCCUGCAACGCGGAGAAGCGACAGAGAAACAUGCAAGUAGGCGUGGAGGCGCUGGGCCAGGCAUCCACAGCCACAGCGUCCAUGGAAGUAAAAAAGCAUCAGCACAAGCACAACUUAAAGCACCGUUAUGAGGUGAUGGAGACGCUGGGGAAAGGCACCUACGGCAAAGUGAAGAAAGCGGUGGAGAGAGCGAGCCUGAAGACGGUGGCGAUCAAGUCAAUCCGCAAGGAGCGCAUCACCGAUGACCUGGACAGAAUUCACAUCCAGAGAGAGAUUGAGAUCACAUCUUCACUCAGGCACCCCAACAUCAUACGCUUCCAUGAGGUGUUUGAGAGCCGGGAUAAGAUUGUGAUUGUGAUGGAGUACGCCAGCAGAGGAGAGCUGUAUGAUUACAUACAGGAGAGGAGGCGACUGCCAGAAACAGAAGCCCGCAGCAUCUUCAGACAGAUUACAUCUGCUGUCCACUACAGCCAUAAGAACGGGGUUGUGCAUCGAGACCUCAAGCUGGAGAACAUUCUUUUGGACCAAGACUUGAAUGUAAAGCUGGCUGAUUUUGGCCUCUCAAAUAAUUUCCACAAGGGCACACUGCUGCAAACCUACUGUGGAAGUCCGCUCUACGCUGCCCCAGAGAUCGUGAAAGGGCUGCCAUACCAGGGACCAGAGGUGGACUGCUGGGCACUGGGGGUGUUGCUGUAUGCCCUUGUUUACAGCAGCAUGCCAUUCGAUGGGGCCAGUCACACAAAACUCACAGAGCAGAUCAGCCAAGGUUGCUAUCGCAGACCCAACCCCCCCUCUGACGCCUGUGCUCUCAUCAGCUGGUUGCUGACGGUGCGUGUGGAUGAGAGAGCCACGAUAGAGGACGUGGCUAACCAUUGGUGGGUGAACUGGGGAUAUGAAGAGAGUGUGUGUGACUGCCCUUCAUUUCCACACCAAGAGUGCCCCUCCCCGCUGCUGGCUCGCUACAUCGACUGGCAGAAUCAGGUUGCUGCUGCUAGCAGUUUGACGGUGGAUGCAGACUGCCUGUCCUCAGACUCUUCCGGUCUUCCUCAACACGCUUCCAACCCCUUUUACUUCAGCUUACCUCUAAAGCACGAAUGUGGGGGAGGUGCAAGGGUGCGCGGUGGAAUAUCGAGUCUUAGGAAGUCUCGCAAGGAGAAUGCGAUUCCCCAGACUGCACAGGGAGCUUGCAGUGACGUUUGUUUAGCAACUGCUUCUUCCGUGGUGAUUUCCUCCACUUCCACUUUUGAAAGAAAAAAACCCAAAGGUAUUCUGAAACACCAGAGAAGUUUAGAUUCAGUCUUUCACACCCCUCCCAGGGAUAACUCCCCCUCUCAGCUCUGUAACACUGCACCGCAGCCCUGUCGAACACACAGUCUUACUCAUGCGUAUGUUGACGUCCUAUCAACCAGCCUUCUGUCUCCAACUACAUUCAGUCAGCCGUCGUCCAAAAUGCCCAAGAAAGGGAUACUAAAGAACUUGUAUGGUGGGGAGUCAGGUUAUGGUUCCUCAUCAGACAGAAGGGGCUCAGGUGUAGGAAGUACAGACAGUAAUGCAGGUGAGUCCUGUUCCCACAAACAACAAACAUGUCUCCCUGGAGUUGAAGGCAGUCCCACAAUGCGCACAGAAGCAGUAAGAAGACGUAAGGGUAUUUUGAAACGUAAUGGAAAGUUUUCUCGCAGCCUGGAUCUUCCUGACAACCACCAGUCGUCUCCCUCUCCAACUCCUGCGAUAUUCCCAGAGGCUCUGCAGCAUCUCCUCCAGACUGCAGGGGAUGCCGAGGGCCGUCAUAGCCGCCCCUCUAGUGUUGUGAGUGAGGAUAGCCUAUUCUCCUCCGAUUCCUUUGAUCUGCUGGACCUUAGCUCCCAGUCACGUCGCAAGAUUUUCUCAAGGGGGGUGCGGCACAGCUCAGAGGACGAUUUGGAGCAGCUGAGAGGUGAGGCGGACAGGGUUGUUGGAGAACAACAAACAAAAAAGGAAAUGUAAUACGAAGCGUAUUAGAAACUUUAGUUUAGUUUAGAAACUUUAGUGUGCUGAAAAACUGGGUUUAAUUCCAGCUCUUCAGUUCAGUUUUAUGUGAUAAUCAGUGCCUGCGAUCUUGAAAAGACUUCAUGAACUCCAGAAAGGUUGCAUCUCAAGUACACAGACUCUCAUGACCAUUGCACUGCUGAUGUAAAGCACCAUGUCUCAGCAUAUUUGCAGCGAUAAAUUAAAGUGUAGCCUCUGACUGUUUAACUGUGUUCCUCCAAAUGGGACCUGAUUUCCAGCAGUUUGCAGAGAUAGGACAGAAUAGUCUGUUUAAUGGACUCGGUCUGACCUCACCUGCACAACAGACUCUCCUUGUAGAUUUUUGCAGAUUGAUGUUGACAACUCUCAAAAUCUUUGUCUGAAGGCUGUCAUCUGCUAACGUGGUAAUCCACGCAUCUUUGGUUUAUCGACAAUCAUUGUAUGAGUAAGUCAAAAGACUUAAAGAUAUUUCCAUCCACCUGCAUUUUUUGACCAUUUUGGAUAUAAAAUCUGAGGUGUAAGUUCAGAAAAAAAGAAGAAAAAAUACUUUUAAAGUUCAAAAAAAUAUGUGUGUAUUGAUAACAGUGAAAUGUGGCAAAGUGCAAGUGAAACUAGCUUUUUAUACAUUAAUCGUGCAUGAAGCAUGUCAGAUAGAAGCAUACAGUAUGUAUGUGAGAACUAAUGGCGGGGGGGGAGCAUUAGUUAAAUUAAUAUAUGAAACAAAUAUAAAUAUAAUUUCAUUUUUUCUGCAUUCUUUGGCAGUGCUACUAAUUUUGCUGGUGAUCUUUUGUAAUAUAUAAUUUGCACACUGUUGUUCUGCAGUGGUUGUGAUAACACCCGGCAAUAAAUUUAACAUCAUCAGCUACUUAUACUCAAGUAUCCACCUUCAUGCAGUCACACAUACAUAUGGAAACAGAUAUGCAUAGAAGUUUGCUUUGAGCUUAAUGAUUUUCUGAAAUAUGUUCAAAUGUGUGCAGUGUUUGGAUGGAAACUAGACUGUAGCAACUUCUGUUAUGAGGAUAAAUUCUGCUCAGUUGACCUUUGGGAUACUUUGUGGCAGCACUUUAUAAACCUUAUAUAAACAUUGCGACAUGGUUAUAGCGCACUAAAAUGUAGCAGAUAUCAGGACAUUUUAAGUGUUCAGUAUUAACCUGUAUAAUCUGUCAGCAAUUCUAAUUUCUCAUCUGAGAAUAAAUUGUGUUUUUAUUCAUUAUCUGUUCACACAUCAUCCUGCUUAUGUUUAUGCACUGUGGGCUUGCACAAGAGGAGCUAUGGUUGUUGACAGACACUUCACAUUGGUUAAAACCCAUUUGUUAAAUGUUUAUAUUCCACUUAUCUAAAAUGCUAAGGAAAGUAAUGCCGAUGUCAAUAUUUGUUUUCAAGUAUAUUUAUGCCACACAGUGUUUCACUGUGCACAGUUUGCUUCUUUGCACCAACACACACAGUGUGAAUAGCAGAUAGAUCACAUUGCUUUUUACCGUGACACCACCUGUGCUGCUCUGGAUGUUUAGGUGAUGUAUGCAGUAGAUGUAUGCAAUAUUAAAUAUGUGAUUGUCAUACUAUGAGAGGAAAUACAAAGAAUUCUCUUUAACUUUUUAAAAAAAAAAAAUUUUUGUUUUUCUGGGUAAAAUAAAUUAUUUGAAUCUGA
This is a messenger RNA of Neolamprologus brichardi, 4037 nucleotides long. Its product is annotated as NUAK family SNF1-like kinase 1. The record is from RefSeq and is a predicted model, not a curated record. Gene Ontology annotation, biological process: microtubule cytoskeleton organization; intracellular signal transduction; protein phosphorylation. NCBI's taxonomy places the organism in Eukaryota, Metazoa, Chordata, Actinopteri, Cichliformes, Cichlidae. Gene Ontology annotation, molecular function: tau-protein kinase activity; ATP binding. Gene Ontology annotation, cellular component: cytoplasm.